This is a messenger RNA of Cyclocybe aegerita, 426 nucleotides long. The record is from the annotation of a GenBank genome assembly. Lineage: Eukaryota; Fungi; Basidiomycota; Agaricomycetes; Agaricales; Hemipholiotaceae.
CAUGCCAAAGGGCUCCGUCCUGCGCGUCGACGAAAAGAGGAGCCACCAUACCGGCUGCAGGAAGUCACUCUCGGGUCCAGAGACUGUCAGUGGACCUCAACACUGUGUCAACUGCAUUGUGGAGGACCUUCCUACGAUCCCUUCUUCUUCAAGCACUCCUCCAUUUGUCGCUCGUCAAGAGUUCUCACAAUUCGGACAAUUGUCGUUUGGGAGGAGCAGCACCUGCAAAAUCAUCGGCGAAGCCGCCGAAGCUCCCUCAUCUGGUCUCUGUGACGGCCCAGGUUUCAUAUCUCACCUGGAUCCUGGUGCUGCCGACUACCCGCCCUUCGACAAAGUUUUUGAAUCUAUUCAUCUGCUGCGCAACCCGAUUACCCUCAGACUCCAGCUGGGGAACUAUCGCCUGGGAGAGUGGUUUCUCUCCCACUA